AUGACCGAAGAUCCUAAUACUCAGUCAGCUGCAGAAGGCGGUGAAUCAUUGGGCAGCGCCGAUAAUGUCUGUAAUAUGCAAUCCGCAGCUACUGGAUCUUCCUCAACGCUUACGCGAGUGGUCGAUUCCGAGCGCUGCAGUUCGACUUAUACCAUAAGUCCUUCCAUUUCCGGUAGCGCGUCAUCAUCCAUGGAGUUGCUUGGUCCGCUCGGCGUCGAGCUUGAUGGGCUGGGUAUCAAGGGUUAUUUAAGCUUGCGUGAUGAAGGAGUGACUUACCACCGUAUGAAACGUUACUAUUGCCGAUGUGUGGGCAUCAACUUCUCGCGAUUUGCGUCUCGGGAUGCAGCGUCAGCUAUGAUCGCUGCACUAUAUAGUGCUGAAGUGCAGAAGGUGGAAUCGUGGGACGGAAAGGGUUUAUGGCAUACUUACCGCUAUUCCUUCAAGCUAUCGCUAACGUCCGGCAUUGUGUUCAACGUGGACGCCGACACAGAGGAGGACAAAUGUCAGUGGAUCGACUAUAUCGAAAAGGCGCUGAAAGGAACGAAUGCUGCAGUAGAGAAAUGGAGUGCACGUGCCUUAGUAGACCCUGACAUCAUGAAACUUUCUCCUGGAGGCAUCACGUUUGCCGAUAGAAAAUGCAGUCCGCCUAAGUUUAAAAAUGACGUGACGUGCUGUCACUAUGGUUGUCUUGUCCGAUUUGACGGCACUGGAAAGAGGCAACAUCACUGUCGAAAUUGUGGCGGAUCUGUGUGCUCGGAUCACAGCGCAAGAUUCGCUACUCUUCGGCAUUUCCACAUGAAUCACGCUGUGCGCCUAUGCAUGGGAUGCCACCGGGUCCAGCAUUUUACUCUGUGGCUUGGAAUGCUACUUCAACGUCUUCAUAUUGUUCAACAUGGAGAAGUAGGUAUAUUGGAACCAGCUUUGACUCAGGCUGACGAAGACGAAGUCGAAGUAUUGUUUGCGAUAUUUCGAGACGACACGUUCGGUGUCUCGGACGUAAUUCAAGUGCUUCAUUUACAUCGUUAUGGGUGCGAUGAAGCUUACGCUCAUGCUGUGAACAAACUCUUGGAACUGUCUAUAACAAAUUUAGCGGAUUUUGAAUUCUUUCUACCCCAAAUAUUUCAGAUUUGGCUCACGAUAGACUGGGCAAAUAACAAUAUAAAAGCAGCACUAUUGUUUCGAGCAAUCUGCUAUGCGACUCAGCUACAUAUUCGCCUCGCGACAGCUGUUUACUGGCUUACCCGCGCAGCUAUCGACGAUAGCUGUGGUUGGGGCUUUGGACAGUCGGAACUGUACAUCCCCGAUUGCCUCUAUCGAAAGAUGUGCAUGUGCAAGCUACUAAUGAUUAACGUUGAGAUGCAAAUUUUUCAAGGCGACUGGUCCUUUCACCCAGAUCAGGAUUUACCAGCGACGCCAGAGCAAGCUGCUAUCAUUAAGUGCCUCUUUGAUCGCUUGAUCAUCCUCGUUCGCACGAAUUCGAAAAUCCCCAUUUCGCUCGGCGCCAUUUGUGAUGCCAUGAGUGAAAGCUCCAUCCCACAAACAUUUUUAGCAAGCGAUACGUCUCUACGGGACUGGUAUCGCGAUAAUACAAUGGAGCGUCAGAUCUUUACGACUCAAAUUAAGUUUAUCGGAGAGCUUUGUGCUAUGACUGAACGUCUACGAUUCUGCUCUCCUCUUGAGCGCAAGAAGGCAUUGAAGGAUGAACUGCAGAAACUACAACUGCUUGAAGGAGCUUAUUGCCCUUUAGGCUCCUGUGAAAUUCCACUGCAGCAGUUUAUUGCGACCAUUCGAGAAGAAGGAACGGUGUUUACGACUAGGGCUCGAGCGCCAACACUUUUUUUUUUUGAAGUUGCGAAAUUGAAGUCAGCAAGCGCAUGGCUUCACCGCAGUCGAUCACGCAGAUUCAGCACUCAUCGUGACAAACUAAGCGAUUCCGGUGGGGUUUUCGAUGUGAACAGAUUUACAACUGCUUUCGACAGUGUGGUAGCAGAAAAUGCCAUCGAAUUGGCAACGAGUAGCGAUAUUGCUCAAGUGAUUGCGCUGGAUACCUUUUCGGGAGACGAAGAUGAACAAGACAAUAUUAAUCUUAACGACAAGUACGAUGGGUCAAAUACUUCAGUUGGUGCUGAAUUAGCAGUCAGCAACGGAAUGAAAAUUAUUAGAGAACGCAUUUCUUCGGAUCCUCCAGCCUCGCUGGUUACUCUUGCUCGAGCAGUUGGUGGUAUCAAAAAAUACAGUCAUCGUGUCCGCUCAGGAUCGCUUAUAGGUUCGACAACAAAGUCGCUGGACUCUAUCAUUGCAUCUUGCGCUGACACGAUUAAAAGUCGACGAAAGCGCUCAAUAAGUGAAGGAUCGGGGAUUAGCAACUCAGAGUCGAUGCUGAAUCUUGAUCCGGGCGUCACGUCGAAAGAAGUUGAAAAUUUCACUUACGAUCAGUUGAUCUCAAUGGCUCAGAACAUGGAAUUAAAUAUGUCUGAGAGUCACCCCGCUGGGCGCGUUACAUUUACAGGGAAAAAAAUUGUCAGUUGGAUGAUUAAAAAUGAUAUUGUCUCGAAUAAAGCCCACGCGCUCUGGCUCGGAAGUGAAAUGCUUCGCUGCGGUGCUCUCGAGAUGACGCCAUCGACAUCUAGUUCAUUUAGUGGAUUCGCUGCUGAUGAUGCGACAAUAUAUCAAUUGAAAAUAAACUCAAUAUCUCAAUCUGAAGUGCCUCGACACGCAUUGCAAUUCAAAAUGUCGCCCACUUUAGAGCAACAUCCCCGUUCAACGGUUUCGGAAGCAGCUACACCGGAAUCUCUUUCUCUUUGCCCCUCCUCACGUCUGACAGUCAAAUCUUAUGAGACAAAAGCGGACAUUGCCGACAUGGCUGAUGUCAUAGAUAUAAGAUUGACAGAAGCGUCAGUGGAAUGCGCUCUAAACUUUUCUUUAAGGGCUCCGAAUAAAUUUAAUGACUUUCUCUCAGGCUCCUCAGACGACAGACAUUCAGUUGCUUCAAAUUUUCAAAGUAGUUCGCUACUGUCAAAAUUUAAGCCUGACGCAGCUAUCGAGGCAAUGAAAUCAAUUGAGCUAGCAAUGCUGCAGCAUGUUUUGUCACAAGAGAGCGUGCAAAAUUGUGUCCAACUUGGGCAAGACCUAAAUUUUUUAAAAGACCAGCUGAAUAUUGUAUACGAAUACGUCAUUGACAAACAAAAACGUCUGCAUUUUGCGGUGGAGUCGACAUUCGGAGAAAGUUUUGAAGAGAAAAAGAAGCGCUUGCGAAAAACGUCUUCUUACAAUGUGGGAUCGGAGUUGAAAAGUUGGGAUUGCGUCGCUUUCAUUGUAAAGUCUAAUGAUGACUUGCGGCAGGAAGCGUUGUGUCAGCAGAUCAUUCGUCAGCUUCAGGACAUAUUUCAAAGCGCGGACCUGCCUCUUCGAUUGUUGCCGUACGAGAUUAUUGCUACAUCAGCGUCUACGGGCUUGAUUGGGUACGUAAAGAAUGCAGUAUCUUUGGAUAGUUUAAAGAAAAAAAGCAACUACACCACGCUGGCGGAUCAUUUUACUAAGACAUAUGGCCAAGCGGAUUCUGCCGCGUACAAGACGGUCAUGACAAAUUUCGUGCGAAGCAUGGCUGCGUAUUCCUUGGUAUGUUACCUUUUGCAGAUAAAGGACCGGCACAACGGCAAUAUCAUGAUUGAUAGCGAUGGACAUGUCAUCCACAUAGACUUUGGCUUUAUCCUCGGCAUCGCCCCAGGCGGCCGGUUUAGCCUGGAAACGGCACCGUUCAAGCUGACGGGAGAGAUGGUUGAUGCCAUGGGAGGAACUCAGUCGGACUACUUCAAGGCCUACGUCAUUUUUCUUAUCCAAGGUUUUUUGGCUUUACAGCAACACGCCGAUACCAUUCUAAUGAUGAUCGCAAUUAUGUCUCAAGAAUCGUCUUGCCCAUGUUUCUUAACACAGAAUCCGCGAGAGAUUUUAAGCGCAACCAAGCAACUUUUACGCCUUGAAUACGACCAGAGUCAGGUCAUCAAGCAUGUGAUUAGUCUCGUCCGUCGAAGUCACAACAGCUAUCGAACCCGCCAGUACGACGUUUUUCAGCGAAUGACAAAUGGCAUUUUACCCUAA
Messenger RNA from Plasmopara halstedii, 4098 nucleotides. RefSeq names its product Phosphatidylinositol kinase (PIK-G2). Bases 1 to 4098 code for a protein of 1365 amino acids. Gene Ontology annotation, molecular function: metal ion binding; 1-phosphatidylinositol 4-kinase activity. Lineage: Eukaryota; Oomycota; Peronosporomycetes; Peronosporales; Peronosporaceae. The transcript has 2 exons. The record is from RefSeq and is a predicted model, not a curated record. Gene Ontology annotation, cellular component: cytoplasm; membrane. Gene Ontology annotation, biological process: phosphatidylinositol phosphate biosynthetic process; phosphatidylinositol-mediated signaling.